CAUGUUGUGGUUAUUAGAAAAAGUUCAAGAUUCUAGUUGGAGCGUGAGCAAAAUCUCAACUUGUUAUAUUUUGUUUAGAUACAAUAAGAUCGUGGAAGACAUGAAAGAGUUGACGUUCUUGUGGCUGCCUAAUCGGUAUCGCUCGACUGUUUCAUUUCGGGAUUGGGAGGCUUGGUCUGAUCUUAAUUUGGAGCAUGGUAAAUUGUUUGCUGGCACACUACUGGGAUCAAUGGAAGUUCUGGUAAGAUGCUUUUACACACUAGAAACAACAACCAACUGCAGGUGGAAUUCUUUUUGUCAAGCAACGGAUUAAGGUCUACAUGCUAAAGAAGGGGUCUAUCAAAACUUGUUAUCCUUUGAUAAGGUAUUUAGUUUCUUAAACUUAAAUGUAUAUGUGGGAAUUGUGUUGGGUUAUACAUUUACUAUUAACGGGUUAAAUGGGUAAACUGAAAAAAAAGCUAAUCGAAUUGGGUUAAACCUUAAAAAGGAAUGAAGCAACUAAAAGAGAAAUAGCAAUGUAUAAUGAUGUAGAU
Molecule: messenger RNA, 533 nt
Organism: Helianthus annuus (common sunflower)
Lineage: Eukaryota; Viridiplantae; Streptophyta; Magnoliopsida; Asterales; Asteraceae
Exons: 4
Coding region: 2-313 (103 amino acids)
Source: RefSeq, a predicted model, not a curated record